GUCUCAGUGUCAGUCUCAACAAGACAGCAACGUAACGUAACGUAGGCGAAAAGUGAAAUUGUGCCAAAAAAAAAAAUAUAUGGUCAAAAUGCUGCGAAAUUUGUGCAUAUUCAUAAUACUUGGCGUCGAAAUGUCGCUGGCUCAGCGACCCUCGUUCGCUGGCAUCCGUCCGCCCGGUGGGCUUAAUCAGAAAGAUAAAUAUCUGGGCACACAGAAUACGGCAGUGGAGAAUCUAUCCGGCGUUAGCAUUGCCACACGAUUCGGCGAGGAGGCCGUUGCCCAGAAGACGCCAAUUAAUCUACCAUUUGGCGCCUCACAAAAGCCGCCAGUGGGCGUGCCCCUAGUGCUGCCCGUCAAUAAUUUUGUGCCACUGUCCGACCCUGUGCCAGUGGCGCCUUCACAACAGUCAUCAACAACAGCCGCGACAAGCGUGGUAGGCGUGGCCAAUCGUUUUGGUGGCAGCAAUGAUGCCACGAUUCCACUCAGCGGCACCGCGGGAGUGGCAACUGCGGCUGCCAGGCCAGCGGCCAAUGCGCUGCCCAUCGAUGCACGCGGCGAUCAGGCGUAUGUGAAUCAUCUGAAUUCGCUGCCCGAGGAUCAGCGUCCGUUCUGGUUCCUCAACUAUCAGGCUAUCGAAGCAUUGCGCAACAGCAGCAGACCCAAUGUGAAUGCAGUUGAGAAUCGGGGAUCUUUCUUUGCGGGCUAAAAAACUUGCUUUUCAGCUUUUAAGACAUUGCUUUCUUAAUAUAAUUAAAACUAAGCACUCUCGUACAUAGAAACAAGUAUGCGCACACUCGAAAACAAAUGAGUGGAAUUACACAAAACGUGAGCUAAGUAUUCCACGGAAUCUGAAUCUGAGAUGGCGAUAAUAAUUCAGUGAAUUAUUAAGUCUCAAGUAUUUAAAUAAAUACAUUUUGAAUUGAUCACAUACACUUCUGUAUAUGAGGAAAAUGUAAAGCAGUUGCUCAUUAUUGAAUUUGUAAAUAUUAUUUAUUCAUUAAUAAAUUAAUGUACAUUUAGUUUA
Drosophila albomicans is the source of this 1024-nucleotide messenger RNA. RefSeq lists its product as uncharacterized. The record is from RefSeq and is a predicted model, not a curated record. Lineage: Eukaryota; Metazoa; Arthropoda; Insecta; Diptera; Drosophilidae. Bases 80 to 706 code for a protein of 208 amino acids. The transcript has a single exon.